Scomber japonicus (chub mackerel) is the source of this 1298-nucleotide messenger RNA. It is a transcript of the gene ppp1r14bb, whose product is annotated as protein phosphatase 1, regulatory (inhibitor) subunit 14Bb. Gene Ontology annotation, biological process: regulation of phosphorylation; innate immune response. Gene Ontology annotation, cellular component: cytoplasm. Gene Ontology annotation, molecular function: protein serine/threonine phosphatase inhibitor activity. The transcript has 5 exons. Lineage: Eukaryota; Metazoa; Chordata; Actinopteri; Scombriformes; Scombridae. Bases 433 to 819 code for a protein of 128 amino acids. The record is from RefSeq and is a predicted model, not a curated record.
UCUCGUGGGGACAGAGAGAAAGAGAGAGAGACGUGUGAUUUCUCUUUGUACUGAAUGAAGAGUUGAGGCCGGCUCCGCUGCUGCUGCUGUCUCUUUUUAUAUAAGCAGAGUUUGCAUGCUGUAAAUAGCCCAAUAAGCCGGUUACACUUUACGUUUCGCCAUAUCCUUCGCUCUCUUGUCUUGUGGAGGCGAUUUGACCACUGCCAAUGUCCCUUUGACCGGGUUUUGGACAACAAAAGCAUCAGGUCCAGCGUUGUUCUUCGGGGGAUUUCAAGUCACACAUUUAUCAGUCAGGAUUUUUUUUUUCCAGUGCGGGGAAGCGAACCUCCUGCACGUCCGCACACCUCUUCGGCUCCUUUUUUCGUCGCCCCUUUCACACUUCCACACCUCCGGGGGGUGGUUGGCAAUUUUCUUUCCCCAUAGCGAGCGACCAUGGCUGCUGUAACAAGCCCGGAGACGAGCCCUCAACCCCGGGUAUACUUCCAGACGCCGGCCGGCACCACGGAGGAACCGGAGACACCCGUGAGGAAGCAGGGACGAGUUACCGUCAAAUACGACCGCAAGGAGCUGAGGAAGAGACUCAACCUGGAGGAGUGGAUUAUCGACCAGCUAACGGACCUCUACGACUGUGAGGAGGAGGCCAUUCCUGAGCUGGAGAUAGACGUGGAUGAACUGCUGGAUAUGCCCAGUGACGUUGAGCGGGCAGCCAGGGUCAAGGAGUUGCUGGUUGACUGUUUCAAACCUACUGAGGACUUUGUCUCAGAGCUGCUCAACAAGAUCCGAGGGAUGCAGAAGCUCUCCACGCCUCAGAAGAAAUGAUGGCGUCCAUCCUCCUCAUCCCUGAUGUCCUCCCUCCUCCUCCUCCUCUUCCUCCUCCUCCUCUUCGGCCCUCACCUCUCAUCUUCCUGCCAUUUCCCAUCCUUUUGUUUUAGUUUUUUUUCCAUCUGCUCCUUCCUCUGUUGGGCCCUCUGCUCUUUCCUUUACACCCCUCUAUUUUCAUCUCUUGUUGCCUGGAUACAGCCCCAUAAAUGUUCCUUUCUUAAACUACUAGGAAAGAAGAAGAAGUUUUAAAAAAUAUACGUUAUCACCGGGUGAAAUCAACAACAUGCGAUUCAUCUCAAACCCAGGCACACUCUCUCCUUCCAUCUCUGCCUCUCCUUCACUCUUUGUUUGGCUUCACUCCUCUUCCUCAUCCAGCUCUUCUUCCUCCCACCCUCCUCGCACCAACCCUCCAUCUGUCUCUGCCCUCCAACACGAAGGAGAAGGAGAGGAGCUGAAAUCAGUCCCACUGAAAUCAG